AACCGCUGACCAAGGCGGGAAGACAUCAAAACAAAAUGGCGGCGUGCACUGACGGAGUUUUAGCCGGAACUUUGGGAGGCAGUUUGGCUGAUAAAGUUAAUAACAGCAAAAUCCUCGUCGUUGGAGCCGGGGGAAUCGGUUGCGAGCUACUGAAAAACCUUGUUUUAACUGGAUUCAAGAAUAUAGAUUUGAUUGAUUUGGAUACCAUAGACGUCAGUAAUCUUAACAGACAGUUCCUCUUCCACAAGCAGCAUGUCGGCAAAUCAAAAGCAAAGGUUGCAAGAGAGAGUGCUCUACGAUUCAAUCCAGAUGCUAAGAUUGUUGCAAUUCAUGACAACAUAACAAGUCCUGAGUACGGAAUUGACUACUUUAAGCAGUUUGAUGUGGUAAUGAAUGCAUUGGAUAACAGAGCGGCCAGGAACCAUGUGAAUAGAAUGUGUCUGGCAGCUGAUGUGCCGCUGGUGGAGAGUGGCACUGCAGGCUACCUUGGCCAGACCACCGUGAUCAAGAAAGGAGUGACAGAGUGCUACGAGUGUCAACCCAAACCCACCCAGAAAUCCUUCCCAGGGUGCACCAUACGUAACACUCCCUCUGAGCCAAUCCACUGCAUUGUAUGGGCGAAGCACUUAUUCAAUCAGCUUUUUGGUGAGGCUGAUGCAGACGAGGAAGUCUCCCCAGACACGGAGGACCCUGAAGCUGUUGGGGAGGCGGGGGCUAAUGCAGCACAGGACGGUGCAGCGGCAAACAAUGGCGGAGAAAUACAAAGACAAUCCACAAGGCUCUGGGCUGAGCAAAUAGGAUAUAAUCCUCUGAAACUCUUCAACAAGCUGUUUAAUGAAGACAUCAAGUACCUUUUAUCUAUGGAUAAGCUGUGGAAGAAGAGAACCCCUCCCACUCCCUUAUUAUGGGAUACUGUGACAACAGAAAGCCAUUCAUCUGAGAAUGGAUCAGAUGAUAGUCAACUGCAAGAUCAGAGGGUCUGGAGUGUACAAGAAUGUGCUAAGAAAUUCAGCACAAGUAUUGAGAGUCUUAAGAUUGAGCUGUCCACCAAAGGAGAAGACUUGUCAUGGGAUAAGGAUGAUCCUGCAUCAAUGGAUUUUGUGUGUUGCGCUGCUAACAUCAGAGCCCAGAUCUUUGGAAUACCCAUGAAAAGCCGUUUUGAUAUAAAAGCUAUGGCAGGCAACAUUAUCCCUGCCAUUGCCACCACCAAUGCCGUCAUCUCUGGGAUUAUAGUCAUGCAAGGCCUAAACAUCCUUGCUGGUAAACUGGACAAAUGUAAAACUAUUUAUCUAAACCGACAGCCAAAUCCAAGAAAAAGAAUUCUGGUUCCAUGUGCACUUGUGGAACCCAACCCAAAGUGUUACGUAUGUGCCUCAAAACCUGAGGUGACUGUUUUUGUGAAUACUGAGACGAUGACUAUCCAAGCUCUUGAAGAAAAGGUUCUGAAAGAGAGGUUUGGAAUGAUAGCUCCUGAUGUAGAGAUUGAUGAUGGCAAAGGCACUAUCAUCAUAUCAAGUGAACAAGGUGAAACCGAAGAUAACUUGCCAAAGGCACUGGCUGAGUUCAACAUCAUCAAUGGAAGUCGACUGAAAGCAGAUGAUUUCUUACAAAACUACGAACUGGUCAUCAACAUAAAGCACAGGACAGAUCUAGAAACCGAUCAAGAGUUCGAAGUCGAGGGAGACAUUCCCGAACCAGGCUCUCCCGGUCCUGCCCCUGUUGAACCUUCAAACGAACCCGGACUCCCUAGCAAUGGCGACACCGCCAGUCAGGACGAGCUCAUGGUCGUGGAAAAUGCUACGCCCUCACGAAAACGAAAACUCGACGAGAACUCCCGAAUAGCUCCCGAGCAGACGAAGCGUGUCAGAGUUGAACCCGACGAUGACGACGGUGUGAUAGUGCUUUGAUGGCAGAACCUACGGGGAAGAUGGCGGGGAAAUCAAGCAAAGUAAUUUAUACGCUACUGAGACAACUCUAAAUAGUAUACAUAGUGUAAACGCCUGCAUAGAAGAGGGUUGUCCCAUACAUUCAGCCGAAACUCGACCCACGACCACGGACGCUAGGAUAGUCCCAGUCUUUAUAAAAUUAUCUGUAUUUGAAAAUUUAAAUUCAAUCAGAAUCGUUAUUUGUGUUCAUCUAGUGAACUAUUGAUACCCGCUAAACCUGAGCCAGUUUACACUUUUCUCACCUUUAAAAUGAUCCUAAUAUACCCUCCGAUCUUUGAAGAACCCUUAGAAACCCUUUAAACAGCCACAAACCUCGUUAAGACUGGGGCUAUCCUAUCGCCCGUGAUCAGAUCAGGUGGUGAAAUGACAUCUUGGCCGUUGAAUGUCAUUGGCUUUUCUUUCGUUGUUGCUAUUGAUGAUGUUAGGCUUCGCAAAGCCCUUGAAAACUCGCCAAAAGUGGUAAACCCAGGAACGGCAACCAAGAACAACAUACAUCAGUACACAUACCCAUCGGUGAACAUUUUACUUCCAGUCAGAUUAAGCUUUUCAAAGUGUAUUUAUUACCGGACAAAGUAUAGGGUCAAAGCGCCGACCAGUCGAAGUUUGCAUAUUGAAAAAAAAAAAGUGUAAUAAAGGUGCACCUUUGGAGUCUUA
Molecule: messenger RNA, 2600 nt
Organism: Nematostella vectensis (starlet sea anemone)
Lineage: Eukaryota; Metazoa; Cnidaria; Anthozoa; Actiniaria; Edwardsiidae
Product: SUMO-activating enzyme subunit 2
Exons: 17
Coding region: 36-1907 (623 amino acids)
Biological process (GO): protein sumoylation
Cellular component (GO): cytoplasm; SUMO activating enzyme complex
Molecular function (GO): SUMO activating enzyme activity
Source: RefSeq, a predicted model, not a curated record